Molecule: messenger RNA, 1523 nt
Organism: Fundulus heteroclitus (mummichog)
Lineage: Eukaryota; Metazoa; Chordata; Actinopteri; Cyprinodontiformes; Fundulidae
Product: G2/M phase-specific E3 ubiquitin-protein ligase-like
Exons: 12
Coding region: 11-1501 (496 amino acids)
Biological process (GO): positive regulation of protein catabolic process; proteasome-mediated ubiquitin-dependent protein catabolic process; protein polyubiquitination
Cellular component (GO): nucleus
Molecular function (GO): ubiquitin-protein transferase activity
Source: RefSeq, a predicted model, not a curated record
UGGAAAAUAUAUGGUACUGCUUUUAAGUUCCUGUUCUAACAUUGUUUUUGUCUCCGCAGCCCAAAAAAUGAUCAGGACAUACCAACGGAUGACUCACUCCAGGCAUCAAAUACAGCAGAGGUGCAUGUUAAUGUUGGCUCAGGAGUACCAACUGAAGAUGUGUCUGGCUGUUGAAAGCGAAGAUGAUGACGAUCUUGCUGUGGCAAUUUAUGAGUCAAUCCAGGCAUCGCAUACAGGUGAGGUGUCAUGUGGUGGGGGAUCAGAAGUCCAGAGUGAGGACUUUGUCAUAUGGUCAAAUUAUGAUGAUUUGGAAAGAGAGGAGAUGGCUCCAGUGACAGAAGUGGCAGUUCUGGUUACAGAAGAAGAACCAGAACUUGAUGUGACUGCAAUUUUAAAAAACAUGAGCUCCCAGCUAGUCCCAGGGCCUCCUCCACAAUCCAACAGCAUCAUGGUCAUGAGAGAGACCAUCUUGGAUAGUGCCUUCAGGGCGUUCCGGAGGCAAAGAUUUUCACCCACACACCGCCUAGACGUCACAUUUGUUGACUGUGAUGGGACAGGGGAGGGGGCUGUUGAUGAUGGCGGGCCCUCCAGAGAGUUUCUACGUCUCUUGGUUGUCGCUAUCAGGGAUAGUAAAUAUUUCAGUGGGCCAGAAGACUCAAAAAAUCUGUCCUUAGUGUCACAGGGAGUAGAAAAUGGUGACUACACGCUGCUUGGCAAAAUGGUCAGCGUGGCCCUUGUCCACGGAGGCAUACGACCACGCUUCUUCUCAAGCCGCUUGUAUACCGCACUAGGUUGUCGCCCAACACCCCCUGUCAACCUGGACGAGGUGGAUGAUUACGACUUGAAGGAGAAGCUGCAGAAGAUCUUGGAUGCAGAAACAUUGGCAGAGACCCAGGAUGAAGUCAUGGAAGCCUCUGGGGCUUUGAGCAUGCUUGGGUGCACAUGCUUGAUCCUGAACAUGGACCAGAAAAGGGUCUUCAUUGAGGACGUGGCAAGGGCCUAUGUUGAGGGGCGAACCAAAGUUGCCAAGGAACAAUUUAUUGAUGGAUUGCAAACAUUGGGAGUUGCCAACGCCAUUGAGAACCACCAUGAGGCAAUAAAACCUAUUUUUGUCGGAGGACUUAAAACGGUGAGCCUCCAGGACAUGCAAAAGCUCUUCAGCGUGCAACUCUCUCUGCCAGGGAGUAACAAGAGGAGGUUGGAGAACCAGACGACCAUCUUCUGGAAUGAUUGGCUGUUAGAGGUGGAUGAGGGAACGAGGCCAGUGACCCUGGGGCAAAUAUUAACGUUUGCUUCAGGCAUAGACAACAUCCCACCGCUGGGCUUCAACACCUCUCCAACCAUUGAGUUUUUGCACCAUGAGGACGGGAACAACCGCAUCUUCCCAGAGGCAAAUACUUGUGGGGUGGUCCUGCGGCUGCCUAUUCACCCUACCUAUGCACUGUUUGUGCAGUAUAUGGAGUCUGGAAUAUUGCAGUCCCCUACAUUUGGAUUAAUCUAAUAAAAGUUGCCAUUUAUACAGU